UUUUGACAAUACUUCAAUAAAAAUAUUUUUUGUACGAAUACAAUCAUACAUAAAUGUCAUAAUUUUUUCCUUUUGAUGAUACGAUUGAUAUUGAUGUACUCCAAUUGAAACUUACUGGUUUUUAUUCAUUUCAUGCACGAGUUUAUACAUAUACAUACGCACAUUAUUGAGUAGUUGGGGACGGCGAGAAGGGGAUGUCUUUGAUUGCAUGUCUGCGCACCCCAUGUAAAAAACUAGGCAGCUGACUGCUGGUCCAGUCUUUCAGUACUCAGUAUCCAUGGUUUGCAGUGUCUAUAAAACAUAUUCCUGUAUUGUGUACUCACUUCAGUUCAAACACAGAUGGAAAUCAUGAGAAAAUCAAUAAAAUCUGAGAUUGGGAUUUAAUUUGGCAACAAGUUCUCCUAAAGAUACAAAAAUUCAACAGGAUUCUAUCGAUAAAUAGAAAAGAUUACAAGAAUCAAAAUGUUCACAUUAGUUGAUGAUAUGAUAAAAUAUCCUUGUGAUGGAAUAGAUAACGUUAUUAAAAUAUCCAAUUUCAAUAAUAAUGGAAUCAAUAUGAACUACGAUUACACGGAGCAUAUAAACAGUGCAACAGAUACUCAAUUCCAACCACCACCAAAUACCGAACCGACAUUAACAGAAAAUAUUAAUUAUAUCUCAACAUCAUAUGAACUUUUGGGUUCACAGAAUGACGCUUAUCUCAACUCAUAUCAAAAUCAACCGGUUCAAAAUUUAAUAUCCAUAGAUCAAAAUGAACAAAAUAUCAUACCUAUUGUUCCUGAGUUUUCUUAUCCAAAUGUAAAUCUUAUGCCGACUAUUCCGAUCAACGAUUAUGCACUGGUUCCUUGUUAUUAUUUGGUGGUACCUGAAGAUGGUCUUGUUGCGCCACCCAUUAUCCCAGUGAACACUAUUUCAGAACAAGUUCCAGUGAGAUUUGAAGACCGCAGUAACUUUGUGAUGGUAAACGUAGACAAUGAGUUGGAAAAAACCAAUGGUAAUUUUAUUUAUCUUAAUAAUGUAGUCGCUCCAAAUACUCAGGAUUUGUUAAGUCAAGAAAAUGAAGUAAUUGAUACUUGCCAGACUUCUGUCGCUGAUUUUCCAAGUUGUGAAUUGCCAACAGACUCAGUAGACAAAUCAGUAUCUUUAGAAUCUUCAUUAAACAUAGAAGACCAGGAGACACCCGAUGCUUCUAUUUCUUCUCAUCCUGAAUCUGGAACUAAAUCCCAGGCAACAGAAAAAUCCCAUCCAUGUAAAAUUUGUAAAAGAAAAUUCAACAGUUUAAAUCAAUUAGAAAUUCACAUGGGAAUUCACGACGUUGGAGAUAAAUUAUUUAAUUGCUCUGUAUGCCAUGUCAAUUUCCAUCAGUUUCAUCUUCUAAAACGGCACAUGCGGAUUCAUAAAAGCACCGAAACAUUUACAUGUGAAAUUUGUUCAACAAAGUUUGAGUGGGCUGAGUUUUUGGAACAGCACAAAAAGCGUUGUAACGAUGCUAAAAAGCCGUAUCAUGUGUGCAAUGUUUGCCAAAUGAAACUCAGCAGUCUUUUGAAACUAAAACAGCACCUGCGUACUCAUAAGGAGAAGCAGACAUAUGAAUGCAGCGUUUGUAAGAAGAAAUUCAUCUGGCCGUCACUGUUAAACGUUCAUAUGCGCAUCCACACCGGUGAUAAAAGAUAUGAGUGCGAUAUUUGCCAUGUGAAAUUUACUGCGGCUUGUAAUAUGAAGAAGCACAAGCUCACGCAUACAGGCGAGAAACCCUUUCAGUGUGACAUUUGUCAGGCAAAAUUUACUCGAUCAAUUAGUCUCACUCAGCAUAAAGCAACCCAUACCAGCAGAACUGAAGAGUGUGAGAUUUGUAAGUCGAAAUUCAGGGGACCCUGGAAUCUAAAGCGACACAUGCGGAUCCAUACUGACGAAAAACCUUUCAAGUGCGACGAAUGCCAAUCGACAUUCUCUCAAAAAUUCUACUUGUCAAAACACAUCCGUCUUCACUACAACAAAAAAUCUUACGAGUGUGAUUAUUGUAAGAUGAAAUUGUCUCAAAAAUAUUGCUUGAUUCGCCACAUGAAGAUUCACGCCGGCAGUAGCGCGUACAAAUGCGAUGAAUGCCACAAAAAAUUCCAUUCCAUACGAGGCUUGAGUCAUCACAAGUGCGUCCAUACCGGAGAAGUCCCAUUUGAAUGUGAUGUUUGUAAGAAAAAGUUUUUGAAGUUAAAGCACUUGCUCAAACAUGAAAAUAUUCAUAAAACGAAGAAAAUGUACCACUGUGAUAUUUGUAACGCCGGAUUUAACCAAGUCGGUCAUGUUGCGGUCCACAAAAUAAGGCAUCAUGAAUCCCAACCGUCUCAAGAUUUUAAAUGUAAAUUUUGUGAUGAAUCUUUCAAGAGUAGUUAUUUCUUGAAGCUUCACCUUAAGAAUCAUAAGAAUGAAAAAUAUUUUUACUGUAACAUUUGCUUAUAUAAGACAAGAUGGCCUAUUUCAAUUAAAGUUCAUAUUCAAAAUCACUCAAAACCAGGGUUGUAUAUUUGUUACGACUGUGGAAGAUCAUCGAAAAGAAAAAUUUUGUUACUACAGCAUAGGAAGAAAUUUCAUAGUUCUUAAUUUAAAAUAUAAAACAUAUCCGUGCUUUUAAAGUUAAUCAAAAUUUAAAAAUUAAACUAUAGUCUGAAUAUAAAUCGAAAGUUGAAUUCAAAAUAAUUGUGGACUAAUUGUUUCAAUUGAU
Cotesia glomerata is the source of this 2719-nucleotide messenger RNA. Its product is annotated as zinc finger protein 883-like. Lineage: Eukaryota; Metazoa; Arthropoda; Insecta; Hymenoptera; Braconidae. Bases 463 to 2598 code for a protein of 711 amino acids. The transcript has 3 exons. Gene Ontology annotation, molecular function: RNA polymerase II cis-regulatory region sequence-specific DNA binding; DNA-binding transcription factor activity. The record is from RefSeq and is a predicted model, not a curated record. Gene Ontology annotation, biological process: regulation of transcription by RNA polymerase II.